Messenger RNA from Microthlaspi erraticum, 612 nucleotides. The record is from the annotation of a GenBank genome assembly. NCBI's taxonomy places the organism in Eukaryota, Viridiplantae, Streptophyta, Magnoliopsida, Brassicales, Brassicaceae.
AUGGCGAACUCGAAAGAGAACACUCCCACCGGGAGCCCGUCUCCCUCAGAAGAAAACUUAAGCGACAGUCUACCAGGCACGAUAGACAAGUCGCUACCCGCUGAAGGUAGGGACAAGCCUGUCCCUACAAGAAACCCAUCUUUCUCGCCACAGAGAUCCGUCUCGCCGCGAAGAUCGACUUCGCCGCAACGAUCUCCUCCGCCAAGAAAGGACGAGAGCCCUCCUCCGUCCGCACCACGCCGCUCGAGAAAAUCUUCCUCGAGCGACAAACCCCGCAGCUCGAAGAAAUCCUCCUCGAGCGAGAAGAUCCUCAAACUCAUGGAGAAUCUCGUCAAGCCACUCGCCGACGGUUUCGAGUCAAUGCGAGCACAGCAGAAAAAGACUCAGGAACAGGUGGAAGCCCUAGCACGAGAAGACGAUGAAAAUCCGUCAAGUCCCACCGACGGAACAACCCCCCGUCCUGCGCACUUCAGGCGACUUACCACUCAAGAGCUUGAACGGGUGAAUCCGCCUCGACGAGGUCGAUUCGAAAGUUCAUCGCGCCACCAGCUCAGCUCCGGAAUUGACGAAAGCACUCGCCGACACCCGAAGAAGCCCGCUCACCCGCAUUAG